Messenger RNA from Lottia gigantea (owl limpet), 2513 nucleotides. RefSeq lists its product as hypothetical. The record is from RefSeq and is a predicted model, not a curated record. Bases 67 to 1908 code for a protein of 613 amino acids. Gene Ontology annotation, cellular component: transcription factor TFIID complex. NCBI's taxonomy places the organism in Eukaryota, Metazoa, Mollusca, Gastropoda, Lottiidae. Gene Ontology annotation, biological process: transcription initiation at RNA polymerase II promoter. Gene Ontology annotation, molecular function: protein binding; RNA polymerase II general transcription initiation factor activity. The transcript is spliced from 13 exons.
GUCGCCACUUCAAGAAAUUGUCAAUUUUGAGCUAAAUUACCAAGAAAAUUGUAAAUUUGUAGUAAAAUGUGCGAUGUUGAACGACAGAUUUCCCGAGAAGAGUUUUACAAAAUGAGAAGACUGAAGCGAGAGGAAAUUAUGACGUCUGUAAACCAUUAUUUGAGGCGUAGGAAGUUCGACAAGUCAGAGACACAAGCUACAUCAGAAGAGAAAGUAAACAGAAGUAAACGACUAUGUUGUAGAGAGAAAAGUUUAACAGAAUUGAGUGUUAUUAGUCAGAUGAACUCGAGUAGUUUAACAGAGAAUAUUUUAUCAUUUAGUAGUAUAUCAGGGGACGUUACAGCCUGUGAUCAACAAUUUACCAAGUUAAAGAAUUUUAUUCUGGAAGGAUUAGAAGCAUAUAAAAUAGAACUCAAAUCACUGCUGUACCCAAUCUUUGUUCAUGUAUAUUUAGAAAUGUUGUGUAAUGGCCACAAGAUGCCAGCUCACAAGUUUUAUGAUCGUCAUUCCUCGUUAUUUAAAGAUGACGACCUUCAUAAACCAGUGAUGAGAAUACUACGUAAGCUAGACAUGAAGACUGAUGUGUUAUCUUGUAAAGACAUUACAGAGUUCCUCGAUAAUAGAUACCAUGUUAAUCUAUCAGAAGAUACACUGGCUUAUUUACUCAGAUAUCUUAAGAAUGAAGACAAUAUGAUAAUGUUCCAGAUCUUUAACCAGUUUCUAAAAGUUGUUGUGCCAACUUGUGCCAGUACUGUAGAAUUGAGAGAAGGAAGUAAGAAUGAAUUAAGAGAGACAGAUAGUAAAGAUAUAAAGGAUGAAUGUAAUAAUGAUAAUCAAACAGUACUAAAACAAGCUAUCAGUAAAAUACGAGAUGGACCCCCUAGUAUAUCUUCUAUAUGCUGUUAUACUUUUCUUAAUACAUCAAAUGGACUAUACAGUGUGGAUGUAUCGAGUAAUAAUAGUUUGAUAUCAGCUGGUUUUGAAGACUCUACCAUAUCCUUGUGGAGUUUAGAUCCCGAUUUAAUCCAUACCAAUCCAUUCCUAUCUAAUCCUGCUGUUAUAACUCUAGCUGUUGAUCAUUGUACUGGUAGUGAUGAUAGUAAUAACUUGUCACAGAGAAAAAAAGAUGUUGAAACUAUCAAACUACGAGGUCAUAAUGGUGCUGUUUAUAAAACCUGUUUUACCCCUGAUUCUCAAUAUUUACUCUCAGCUUCCCUGGAUAACUCUGUGAGGUUAUGGGAUCUCUCCAGUCACAGUAAUGUGGUGUUGUACAGAGGUCAUAGUUCAGCUGUUUGGUCUCUGGAUACAAGUGGCUUGGGAUAUUUCGUCAGUUGUUCUCAAGAUAGAACAGCCAAACUGUGGUCAUAUGACAGAAAUUAUCCAAUCAGAUCCUUUAUUGGGCAUACUUAUGAUGUGGAUGUGGUGAAAUUCCAUCCCAACAGUAACUACGUAGCAACGGGUUCUGGGGAUAGAACUAUCAGAUUGUGGAGUUUACAAGAUGGCCGCUGUGUCCGUCUGCUCCAGGGUCAUCACAGUUCAAUAUUGUCUUUGGCCUUUUCACCAAACGGUCAAUAUCUAGCUUCUGCUGGAGAAGACCGGCGUAUAAAGAUAUGGGAUUUGAGCUCUGGUACAUUGUUUAAAGAACUACAAGGACACAGUGAUACAGUCUACAGUCUAAACUUCAAUCCAGACAGUACUAUAUUAGCAUCAGGAGGUCUGGACUGCUGUGUUCGACUCUGGGAUGUUAGGAAGAACAGAGAGGUCAAGUCAGAGUUGAAACCUAGUGGCAUCAGUGAUAAUCAAUCUUCUCCAGAACUUCAUGGAAUUUUCUCAACUAAGUCUACUUCCAUUUUGUUCCUGCGAUUCUCUAAAAAUAAUGUUUUACGAGUAGCAGGGAAUAUUUUAUGAAUGCUUUCGGGGAGAAUCUGAUGGUGCCUAAGCAAUUCUGGAUUUCAUUUCAAAAUAUUGUGCCUGUCAAGAUGAUGGUCACAAAUUGAAAGGAUCCAACAUUUUUACCCUUUCAACAGCCACAUUAAGUGGUAUGUACCCUAGCAACCAGUGAAGUGGCUGUUACUAAGUGACAUCACAUGUCCUUAACAACGUCAUUCUGAUUCAUAUUACUCAGGAGAUCAGAGUAUAUGACUGUUUAUUAUAUUCAUCCUCUGUGUUCGAAGUGUGUUCUAUGCCACACUGGUUUUGUGUGGAUCCUAAAAUUUUGAUCCAAUGUAUUCCAAGGUGUGUUCCUCAAAGAUUUUUUGUGGAUUCGUAAGUUUUUGUGUGUGAUGAAAAGUCUGAUGCAAAAUUGUUCCAGUUCAAUUGUGUUUCUCACACAAUUUUUUUGCGUGGAGUUGUGACUCAUCUGUGUAACUAAAUUGCUGUUACAAAAUUGACUGACAUAUUGGAAAGUGUUUCUUUCACAAAGUGUGUGAACCUGUAACAUUUUUAAAGGUCUGUGUAACCAAUAGACUAUCACGAAUUUGAUGCAUGAAGUAAAGAGUAUCCAUACAAUCUUU